Lolium rigidum is the source of this 1227-nucleotide messenger RNA. RefSeq names its product transcription repressor KAN1-like. The transcript is spliced from 5 exons. The record is from RefSeq and is a predicted model, not a curated record. Lineage: Eukaryota; Viridiplantae; Streptophyta; Magnoliopsida; Poales; Poaceae. Bases 199 to 1140 code for a protein of 313 amino acids. Gene Ontology annotation, molecular function: DNA-binding transcription factor activity; DNA binding.
AAAUUCCCAUAUGCGUCUUGACAAACCUUUGUAGAUAGAUAGACAGAUAGAAUUGAGUGAUGACCUCACCUUUAAUUUGGCAUCUCUGUCUUUCUCUACACAACUCAUGGCACCACUGACGACACAUGACCAGAGCAGCAGCAAGGUCAUCAACUAACUAGAUCAUCCGAGACACAACCGGCCAUCCAUUAGCCUCCCAUGGAAACAAGCAAGGGAAGCGAUGGGAGCUCCGCCGCCUCGGCGAGCAACGAUGACAGCACCGUGGAGGAGGAAGGCUCUGGCCAUCAGCAGGACACCCUCAGGGGGAAUUCUUCGUCAUCUUCGUCUGUGCGCUCCUACGUCCGUUCCAAGAACCCGCGCCUCCGCUGGACGCCGGAGCUUCACCACUGCUUCAUCCGCGCCAUUCAUAGGCUCGGCGGCCAAGACCGUGCUACUCCGAAGCUCGUUCUUCAGUUGAUGAACGUUAGAGGGCUCAGCAUAGGCCAUGUCAAGAGCCACCUCCAGAUGUACAGGAGCAAAAAGAUUGACGACUCAGGGCAAGUCAUAGGCCAUGUUCCCUUGCCUCAUGUCUUCAAUCAUCGCCAGAUGGGCGCCGGCACCAUAUUGCCAAGGUUCGGCACUACUACACAGCCUCCAUGGAGCAGCUGUCAUGGACCAUAUUGGGUCCAUAGUCGCCCAUUUCUUGGAUCAAAACCGAGCAAUUCGUCAGCAGCUGAAGCAGAUGCAGCUUUCCUUCUGACCCGAGCACAACAUGUAGCUAGAGCUUCAUCUACCAUUUCAGAAUUGAUGAUUCAACACUACCCAUCUCGAGAUGAUCAGCAUGCCAUGAACCACCAACAUAAACGAGUGAAGGAAGGUACGGUGCGCAACAAUGAUGAUAUCCAUGCUCCUCUUGAUCUCGAUCUCUCCCUCGGAAUCGUCACACCACGUAGCAAAAUGAAGAAGGAGAAGAGAUCAGGCUGCAGUUGGGUGAAAGAAGACGCUCAUAAGAAUGUUUCCCAUGAAGAAGAGAUGGAUGAGAUCAGUAUAUCUCUCUCCUUGUUCUCUCCUGGGGAUGCUCUUCGGAAGAUGAGUAGUAGCAGUACAGUAAUAGAUGUCAGUGUGGAUAUUAAGAGAGAGGAAAUCAGCAUGCUACAAUGAGGACAAGUACUCUUGGUCUCACCAUAUGAUCAGUACGCAGUGUGGUGAUAUCUUGUGGUACUUGUCCAUACACAUGUUAACAUGUAG